Histoplasma capsulatum G186AR is the source of this 2859-nucleotide messenger RNA. RefSeq names its product urease. The coding region runs from base 1 to 2859 and encodes 952 amino acids. The transcript has 8 exons. NCBI's taxonomy places the organism in Eukaryota, Fungi, Ascomycota, Eurotiomycetes, Onygenales, Ajellomycetaceae. Gene Ontology annotation, molecular function: urease activity; nickel cation binding. Gene Ontology annotation, biological process: urea catabolic process. The record is from RefSeq and is a predicted model, not a curated record. Gene Ontology annotation, cellular component: urease complex.
AUGGUAUUUCGGAACGUCCCCGUACCCGAUCAAUCUGCCUUCCAGCGAGACCCAGUCGAUUGUUCAGUUCCACGCGUUUACAUGUUAGUGGUAGAAGGAAAGCUCUACCACAGCGCGACGCGGCAAAAGGAGUUAGGACGACAGAUACAUCUGACGCUAAACCGUGCAAGGCAACUCGUUACCCACAACUUCCCCCACACUUUGCUUGCUCUAUCCCAGCUGCCUUUGGACAUUGGAGCUCGGUUUACAGCAUUGCUGGCAAGAGGAGAAGAUAAGUGGAAGAAUUGGAAUCACAAAAAUAGGAACAAGAAGAAACGAAAAUUACUACUUGACAAGCUCGUCACCUCCCAGCUUGGCUUUCUGGCUCAGCGGCGUCUGGCUCGUGGAGUUCGGUUGAAUCAUGCGGAAGCGACGCUGAUACGUGAUGGCCACCAUACUGUGGCCGACCUGAUGGCCAUCGGCAAGAUGAUGCUGGGGCGACGUCAUGUUCUGCCAUCAGUGACCUCCACCGUUCAUGAGGUCUUUGUGGAGGGCACUUUCCCUUCCGGCACGUAUCUAGUAACCAUCCACGAACCUAUCAGCACCGAGGACGGCGAUUUGGAGAAGGCCUUGUAUGGCAGUUUCCUGCCCGUGCCUUCGAAGGAUAUUUUCCCUGAUCCUGACCCGGAAGAUUAUCACCCUUUGAAAAUGCCGGGGGCGGUUAUUCCUGUCAAGCAGUCCAGAAUUAUGCUAAGUGAGGGACGUAAAAGAAUCUCUCUUAAAGUAACCAGUAAAGGGGAUAGGCCCAUUCAGGUUGGCUCCCAUUACCACUUCAUCGAGGUCAAUCCGCAUCUGGAUUUUGAUAGACUCAGAUCGUAUGGCUACCGCCUGGAUAUCCCCGCGGGAACUGCUAUCCGGUUCGAACCGGGAGAUUCCAAAACGGUGACUCUCGUUGAGAUAGGUGGAAACAAGGUGAUUCACGGGGGUAAUUUUCUGGCCAGUGGCAAAGUGGACCUCACCAGGGCAGAUGAAAUUCUUGAGCGACUUCAAAAAGCCGGGUUCGCGCAUACACCUGAGCCAGCGAGUGAUAUUACCCAUAUCGACCCGCAUUCGAUGGAUAGGGAAUCGUACAUGCGCAUGUUUGGCGCCACCACCGGCGACCUUAUUAGACUAGGCUCAACGGAUCUAUGGAUAAAGGUAGAAAAGGACUUAACUUCGUUUGGGGAUGAGUGUACGUUUGGCGGGGGCAAGACCUUGAGAGAAGGCAUGGGCCAAGCGUCCGGAAGAUGCUCAGACGACGUACUGGACACCGUUAUUACGAAUGCACUUAUUGUCGAUUGGACUGGGAUUUAUGUAGCUGAUAUCGGCAUUAAGGAUGGAAAUAUUGUCGGUAUCGGAAAAGCGGGGAACCCUGAUGUUAUGGAUGGGGUCUAUCCGAAUAUGUUUGUUGGAUCUGGUACUGAUGUAAUUUCUGGGGAACGAAACAUAGUCACCGCUGGUGGCGUGGAUACUCACAUUCAUUUUAUCACCCCGGAUCAGGUACAGGAGGCUCUGGCGUCAGGUGUCACCACGAUGCUGGGUGGUGGUACAGGUCCCAGUACUGGAACAAACGCGACCACGUGUACGCCGGGGCCGAACCAUAUGAAAAAUAUCAUCCAGGCCUGUGACGGCUUACCAAUGAAUUUUGGGAUCACAGGUAAAGGGAAUGAUUGCCAGCCCCAAAGUCUGAGAGAGCAGAUUCGUGCUGGAGCUGCAGGUCUGAAACUACAUGAAGACUGGGGCUGUACCCCAGCGGCAAUCGAUACAUGCCUCUCGGUUUGCGAUGAGUAUGACGUGCAGUGUCUCAUCCACACCGAUACGCUUAACGAAUCUGGUUUUGUCGAACAAUCGAUCCAAGCAUUCAAGGGUCGCGCCAUCCACACCUACCAUACCGAAGGCGCGGGUGGAGGCCAUGCGCCGGAUAUCAUCUCAGCCGUCCAAUUCCCUAAUGUCCUACCAAGUAGCACCAACCCUACACGCCCAUUCACUUUAAAUACUCUAGACGAGCACCUGGACAUGGUCAUGGUAUGCCAUCAUCUUUCCAAAAACAUCCGUGAAGACGUCGCAUUCGCCGAGAGCCGUAUUCGUGCUGAAACAAUUGCGGCAGAAGACGUGCUGCACGACCUGGGUGCCAUCAGCAUGAUUUCUUCAGAUUCCCAGGCUAUGGGUCGCUGCGGUGAAGUGAUUCUUCGCACGUGGAACACGGCGCAUAAGAACAAGCUUCAGCGUGGCCCCUUAGAGGAAGAUAGAGGAACGGGCGCGGAUAAUUUUAGGGUGAAAAGGUAUAUCAGUAAGUAUACAAUUAACCCGGCAAUCACGCAGGGCAUGUCCCACCUUAUUGGCAGUGUUGAGGUGGGGAAGGUUGCAGAUCUUGUCAUGUGGAAGUUUUCGGACUUUGGAACGAAACCAAAUAUGGUGUUGAAAUCUGGUAUGAUUGCUAUGGCGAUGAUGGGCGACGCGAACGGUUCGAUCUCAACUAUCGAACCCAUGCUGAUGAGGGCGAUGUAUGCGGCCCACCUUCCCAGAACAUCCAUAACGUUUGUCUCCCAAGCAUCGAAAAGCCUGGGCAUCAUUGAUUCGUACGGGCUCAAAAGGCGCGUUGAAGUAGUGAAGAAUUGUCGAAAUAUUAGCAAGAAAGAUAUGAAAUUUAACGAUGUGAUGCCUAAGAUGAGAGUUGAUCCGGAAAGUUAUCUUCUCUACUCUACCAGCCCUCUUUUCAGCUAUUGCAAUUGGUUAUAUUUAUUGGCAAUUGAUAGUGGGAAUGCUUUGAGAGCUACGUGGGAAAGUGAUAUACAGGACAGGACCGUCCAGCACAUAACGUAUUUUACCCUGGUUAGAUGA